This is a messenger RNA of Aspergillus melleus, 324 nucleotides long. RefSeq names its product CENP-S family protein (gene MHF1). Lineage: Eukaryota; Fungi; Ascomycota; Eurotiomycetes; Eurotiales; Aspergillaceae. Gene Ontology annotation, molecular function: chromatin binding; protein heterodimerization activity. Bases 1 to 324 code for a protein of 107 amino acids. The transcript is spliced from 4 exons. Gene Ontology annotation, cellular component: FANCM-MHF complex; Fanconi anaemia nuclear complex. Gene Ontology annotation, biological process: resolution of meiotic recombination intermediates; replication fork processing. The record is from RefSeq and is a predicted model, not a curated record.
AUGGACCAGGAUGUAGAAGAAGUGGGUCUCGAAGAGCGCUUGAAAUCGGCACUGUGGCUCUCUAUUGGGAAGAUUGUCGAUGAGGAAACCCUCAAGCUCGGUGUCAACGCCACGCCUCAGUUCAUUGGCGCUCUCACGGAGAUGGUCUGGGCCCAGAUAGAAACCGUGAGCCAAGAUCUGGAGUCGUUCGCUAAACAUGCCGGCCGCUCCACCAUCAACGUUUCCGAUGUAAUGCUUCUUGCCCGCCGCAACGAGGGUCUGGAAUCAAUUAUGCGCGCUUUCGUUGAUCAAAUGCGCGAGGAGGAGGAAGAAGAAUCGUCCUGA